Molecule: messenger RNA, 2590 nt
Organism: Tilletiopsis washingtonensis
Lineage: Eukaryota; Fungi; Basidiomycota; Exobasidiomycetes; Entylomatales
Product: Pkinase-domain-containing protein
Exons: 9
Coding region: 281-2479 (732 amino acids)
Biological process (GO): intracellular signal transduction; protein phosphorylation
Cellular component (GO): cytoplasm
Molecular function (GO): ATP binding; protein serine/threonine kinase activity
Source: RefSeq, a predicted model, not a curated record
CACCACCACCACACACGCACCGCACAUCGCACCCUCGCGCAGCACACGCCGUCUGCACUUCUCCGUCUCACGUACACGUGCGCCUGCCGCAGAGCACGACGCGCUGGCGUCUCGUUGUGCGGCGGAGCAUCACACCCAGCAUCAUCGCUGUGCCUCAGCCGCCAGCAGCUGGCGUUCCGACCCGUACUCAGACGAGGCCCCUGCAUUGGUCUGGCCCUUAGCUGCGGAGCACAGGCGUAACAUCUGAUAGUCCGACAGCUCCUGCGAGCCCGUGCUCAGCAUGUCGCAGCACUCGCGGCAUCCCAGCGACCGCAUCGGCAGCGACCGGCCGGACAGUCCGGGCCCCAGCUCGGGCCAUGAUGGGCGUGCGCCGGGCUCGGACACGCCCGACCGGCGCCAGAGCUCGCGCGAGCGCUCGUCGCGCAGCUCGGGCGGCAGCCGGCCGCAGUCGUCGGGCGCGCCCAAGAAGCCGCCGGUGCGCAUCGGGCAGUACACGCUGCAGCAGACGCUCGGCACGGGCAGCUUCGGCAAGGUCAAGCUGGCUACGCACUCUAUCACCGGACACCGCGUGGCGAUGAAGAUCAUCAAUCGGCGGAAGAUCUCGUCGAUGGACAUGGGCGGACGCGUGAAGCGUGAGAUCCAGUACCUGAAGCUUCUGCGCCAUCCACACAUCAUCAAGCUGUACGAGGUCAUCACGACGCCCAGCGACAUCAUCAUGGUCAUUGAGUACGCCGGCGGCGAGCUGUUCCAGUACAUCGUCGACCGGGGCCGCAUGUCCGAGGACGAGGCACGGCGCUUCUUCCAGCAGAUCAUCUGUGCCAUCGAAUACACGCACCGGCACAAGAUCGUGCACCGCGACCUCAAGCCGGAGAACCUCCUGCUCGACGAGUUCCUCAACGUCAAGAUCGGCGACUUUGGCCUGUCGAACAUCAUGACCGAUGGCGACUUCCUCAAGACGAGCUGCGGCAGUCCGAACUACGCGGCACCAGAGGUGAUUUCCGGCAAGCUCUAUGCCGGCCCCGAGAUCGACAUCUGGAGCUGCGGCGUGAUCCUGUAUGUGAUGCUGUGCGGACGCCUGCCGUUCGACGACGAGUACAUCCCGACGCUGUUCAAGAAGAUCAACGGCGGCAUCUACUCGCUGCCGUCAUAUCUGUCGGCCGAGGCGAAGCACCUGCUGUCCUGCAUGCUCGUCGUUGAUCCCGUCAAGCGCAUCACCAUCGCCGAGAUUCGCCAGCUGCCCUGGUUCAAGCAGAACCUGCCAGCGUACUUGCGCCCUCUGCCGCCAACGCCUGCCGCGGAGUCGCCGGGCUUCGACUUCAUGAUGUCGCGCUCUGCGGAUCCCUCACCAGAAGGCAGCGAAGGCGCCACACCAGAGCCGGGCGAUGCCCUCUCUACGCCGGACCUGGGGCACUUGGAGGAGGAGAUUGUGGAGGAGCUGGCCGGCAAGAUGGUCGGCUUCACGCGCGAGGACGUCGUGCAGCACCUGAUGGACCCGAGCGACAACCAGGUCAAGGUGGCCUACCAGCUUGUGCGCGACCACAAGCGCAUGCUGCAGACGGCGCACCUCGAUGAGCAGAAAGAGAUGCAGGGCUUCCUCGCGCAGAGUCCGCCGGCGUGGAAUGCGGGCCUCUCCGAGCUGGGUCGCUCGACGAGCAUCAAGCGGCAGGGUCGCAGUGCGCCGCCGCAACCUGUGGACGGCAACGUCACGGACGAGCCGGACCACAGCGUUAUCCUCGAUGGCAACGCGACCGACGACGCCGCCGAGACCUCCGACGACGGCGGCACGCUGCUCAGCGACGAGGACGCCACAGACGACGACCUGGCAGAGUCCGCCACGCCAGUGCACUCCGGCAUCGGCGUGCUCGAGACGAGCCUGCUGCGAGGCAACGUCGGCCCAGCCGGCGGCGCGCCGCCGGAGCCCGCGCCGGCGCCCGCCGCUCCGCAGCGCAAGCCGCGCUCGCGCUGGCACUUUGGCAUCCGCAGCCGCAGCCCGCCGAUGGAGAUUAUGCUCGAGCUCUACCGCACGCUGCAGGUGCUCGGCAUGGAGUGGCGUGCGCCGUCCGAGACUCAGCCGUCGAAGGGCGACAAGGCGGCGGGCGAGAGCGAGGACGCGGCCAAGGGCGACGACCUCUUCUUCAUCGAGACGCGGUGGAAGGUGCAGAACGUCAUCGUCCGAAUGAACCUGCAGCUCUACCGCGUCGACGACUCGAACUACCUCGUCGACUUCCGCAACGUCGGCUACGUGCGCCUGCCGCCGGCCGCACCCGAGAGCAGCGGCGUCGAUGCCGAUGCGCUCGGCGCCACGCUCGAGCAGGCGUAUCAGGAAUCGUCGCAGGGCGGCGCUGCCUCUGGCGCUGCGGCACCCAAGGGCCCGAGCCUGACGCCGCCCGUGCCCGAGGGACGCAAGGACGUGUCUAGUCCGUUCCUCUUCCUCGAGUGCGCCACGCGUCUCAUCGUCGAGCUGGCUGGCGGCGGAUGAACGUUGCCCGACGAUAGUGUGCGCCUCGCUCUCUGACCUUUCCAUUUCACUCCCUCUCUCGCAUGUACAACACUCUGGCCGCCGCUGCAUCUGUUACAACCUCCUUCACAC